Molecule: messenger RNA, 3033 nt
Organism: Mucor mucedo
Lineage: Eukaryota; Fungi; Mucoromycota; Mucoromycetes; Mucorales; Mucoraceae
Product: alanyl-tRNA synthetase
Exons: 5
Coding region: 38-2920 (960 amino acids)
Biological process (GO): alanyl-tRNA aminoacylation; tRNA modification
Cellular component (GO): mitochondrion; cytoplasm
Molecular function (GO): ATP binding; aminoacyl-tRNA deacylase activity; alanine-tRNA ligase activity
Source: RefSeq, a predicted model, not a curated record
CGCACCCUUUUGCCCCUCUUUUUUUAAACAUAUUAACAUGGCACAACAACAAACCGAAGAAUGGCCUGUCAACAAGGUCCGUUCCACUUUCAUCAAGUAUUUCGAAGAUAACGGUCACGUUUUCGUGCCUUCUUCUUCUACUGUUCCUCACGAUGAUCCCACUCUUUUGUUCGCCAAUGCUGGUAUGAAUCAAUAUAAGCCCAUUUUCUUGGGUACUCUUGAUCCCAACUCCCCUUUGGCUAAUGUCAAGCGUGCUUGUAACUCUCAAAAGUGUAUUCGUGCCGGUGGUAAGCAUAACGAUUUAGAUGAUGUUGGAAGAGAUACCUAUCAUCAUACCUUUUUUGAAAUGUUGGGUAACUGGUCUUUCGGUGAUUAUUUCAAGUUGGAAGCUACCAAGAUGGGCUGGGAGUUCUUAACCAAGACCAUCAAUCUUCCCGAAGAUCGUCUUUAUGUUACCUACUUUGGUGGUGAUGAAAAGAUGGGUCUUGCUGCUGAUUUGGAAGCCAAGCAAAUGUGGAUGGAUCUCGGUGUUGAUGAGAAGCGUUUGAUUCCUGGUAGUGUCGAGGAUAACUUUUGGGAAAUGGGAGAGACCGGUCCCUGCGGUCCUUGUUCCGAAAUCCAUUAUGAUCGUAUUGGUGGUCGUGAUGCUUCUAGUUUGGUCAACAUGGAUGAUCCCAACGUUCUUGAAAUUUGGAAUCUUGUCUUCAUGCAAUAUAACAGAGAACAAGACGGUUCUCUCCGUUCAUUACCCAACCAACAUAUCGAUACCGGUCUUGGUCUUGAACGUCUUGUCUCUAUUCUCCAAAACAAGUACUCCAACUACGAUACCGAUUGUUUCACUCCCAUGUUUGCCAAGAUCAAGGAAUUAACCGGUGCUAGAGAUUAUACUGGUUUGUUAGGUGAUGAGGAUGUGGAUGGUAUCGAUACCGCUUACCGUGUUAUCGGUGAUCAUAUCAGAACUUUGACUUUUGCCAUUUCUGAUGGUGGUGUUCCCAGCAAUGAAGGUCGUGGUUAUGUCUUGAGACGUAUUCUUAGACGUGGUGCUAGAUACGUUCGCAAGUAUUUCAACGUUCCUAUCGGUACCUUCUUCUCUUCUCUCGUCGAUACUUUAGUUCUUCAAAUGGCUGAAGCUUACCCCGAGCUCUCCAAGAAGGCUGAUGAAGUCAAGGCUAUCCUUGAUGAAGAGGAAGUUGCUUUCUCCAAGACUUUAGAUCGUGGUGAAAAGCUCUUUGAGGCCUACAUGAAGAAGGCCAAGGAAGCCGGUGAGACCGUCUUAUCCGGUGAUGAUGUGUGGCGUCUUUACGAUACCUAUGGUUUCCCUGUUGAUCUCACCCGUAUCAUGGCUGAGGAAAACGGUUUGGAGGUCAACGAGGCUCAAUUUGAAGCUGCUCAAGAAGCUGCUAAGCUUAAGUCUCGUAAGGUCAAGGGUGGUGAUAACGGUCAAGGUGUUGUUGCACUUGAUGUUCAUGAUCUUGGUGCCUUGGAUAGCAACAGUGCUGUUCCCAAGACAGAUGAUAGUGCCAAGUAUUUACCUGGUAACAUUCAAGGUCAAGUCAAGGCUAUUUUCUUUGAACACAAGUUCCUUGAUAACACUGCUGAUAUCCCUGAGGACCGCAACUUUGGUAUUUUGACCGAUAAGUCCAAUUUCUACGCCGAAUCCGGUGGACAAGAAUAUGAUACUGGUUCCAUCAUCACUUUGGACGGUACCACUGAAUUUGUUGUCGAGGAUUGUCAACUCUAUGGUGGCUAUGUUCUCCAUGUCGGUCAUCUCAAGUAUGGUCAACUUUCUAUUGAUGAGAAGGUUGAACUCUCCUAUGACGAUUUGCGUCGUUUCCCCUUGAGAAACAACCAUUCUGCUACUCAUAUUCUUAACUUUGCCCUUCGUGAGGUUUUGAAGGAAGACAUUGAUCAAAAGGGUUCUCUCGUAUCCCCCGAGAAGCUCAGAUUCGAUUUCUCUUACAAGACUCCUGUCAACGUGAAGCAAUUGGCCGAGGUUGAAAAGAUCUGUAACGACUUUGUUCAAAAGAAUGUCAAGGUCUACUCCAAGGAAGUUCCUUUGGCUGUUGCCAAGGCAAUUCACGGUUUAAGAGCCGUCUUUGGUGAGACCUAUCCUGAUCCCGUUCGUGUGGUUUCUAUCGGUUUCGAUGUGGAUGAGAUUACUAAGGAUGUCUCUAACCCCAAAUGGAAGACCACCAGUAUCGAAUUCUGCGGUGGUACUCACGUUGCCAAGACCAGCGAUAUCAAGUACUUUGCCAUUAUUGAAGAGUCUGGUAUUGCUAAGGGUGUCCGUCGUAUUGUUGCCGUGACCGGUGAUGAAGCCAUUGCUGCUCAACGUGAAGCCGAGGCAUUUGUUGCCAAGCUCGAUCGACUUGAUAAGUUGACUGGAGCUGAGCUUGAAGCCGAACUUAAGGUAGUCUCCAAGGAAUUGGACACCGCUGUUAUUUCUGCCGUUGCUAAGGCCGGUUUCCGUGACCGUUUCGCUGCUGUUAAGAAGGCUUUCGAUAAUGCUGAAAAGAUCCGCAAGGCUGAACAAGUCAAGGAAGCUACUGAGAUUGUCAAGAAGUACUUUGAAGAACACCCUGAAGCCCAGUAUUACGUUGCCGAAUUACCUGUUGGAAACAACUCUAAGGCAUUGGGUGGAGCUAUUAAUUAUGCCAAGCUUAACUUGAAGGAUAAGGCUGUUUAUGUUUUCGGUGGUGAUAAAGAAAGUGGUCGCGUUGCACAUAGUUGUAUUGUUGGUAAGACCUUUAUUGAAAAGGGACUUAAGGCUUCCGAUUGGGCUGCUGUUGUUUGUGAAAAGGUGGGCGGUAAAAAGGGUGGUAAGGACGAUGCUGCACAAGGUUCUGGUGACAAGUUUGAAGGCUUAGAUGAAGCAUUGAAGGCUGCCGAAGACUUUGCAAAAUUAAAGAUCAGUGCCUAACAUGUUGCAUGUUUUUUUAUAUAUAAAAAUAAACAAAUGAAUAAUAUAAAAAAAAAAGCCGAUCUAUCCCUAAAUAAAAAUAUGCUCAAUAUAUUUCUCGAACAAAAAAAAAA